AUGUCUCGCGAAAUCGAUCAAUUAACGGUGCCUGCGGAGAAGCGAAAAGUCAAAGUCAUAGUUGCUAGUCCAAGUCGAUCAGGUACACUGGGUCUUUAUCGGGCAAUGCAGAUUCUGGGCUUUAAUACUUACCACAUAUAUGAAUGUGUGGUCGCCAAUGAACUGUCUCAUCUCAAGAUCUUCAUCGAAGCCAUCACCGCUCAUUAUAAUCAGCUCUCCGGAAUCAAACGAUAUGACCUAGCCGACUGUGAGAAGUGGCUGGCAAACUAUGAUUGUCUCAUUGAGAUCCCGAGUUAUGUUGGGAUGGAUGUCAUUGAGGCAUAUGCAGACGAUCCCGAUGUGAAAUUUAUUCUUACGGAGAGAAAUCCAGAGAAAUGGGCUAGAUCGGUCAAUAGCUCUACAGGGCAAGUGGCUGCUAUGGCACACACUUUUCCAUUCAAUAUCCUCAAGUACUUCCACUCGACGUUAUACCAUUUUCUCAAGAUGAAUGCCAUCGUUUAUCAGGCACUUGCUGCUGGUACGAAGAUUGGAGAUGUGGAGAAUGAAAAGAUGCUAUGCAGAUACUAUCAGGAUUAUAUCAAAAGGGCAAAGGCGACGAUUCCAGCUGAUCGGUUGUGUCUGAUUAACAUCGACAAGCACAAUCUGGACUGGGAUGCGAUUUGUCCUUUUCUUGGAUUGCCGGUUCCCAAGGAGGAAUAUCCUGAUCGUAAUGAGCCGGAGAAGUUUCAAGCUAUGGUCAAGGGGUUUUUGGAACCUAUUGUGAAAACAGCUGCAAUCAGAUUCGGGGUGACGGCCUUGACGACGUUGGGUGUUCUAGGCUGGGCAUCCAUGAAGUAUGGACCAUCUAUCCUGGUAGCCUUGACCGUUAGGUGA
Penicillium odoratum is the source of this 873-nucleotide messenger RNA. Its product is annotated as sulfotransferase family protein. Lineage: Eukaryota; Fungi; Ascomycota; Eurotiomycetes; Eurotiales; Aspergillaceae. The coding region runs from base 1 to 873 and encodes 290 amino acids. The transcript is spliced from 4 exons. The record is from RefSeq and is a predicted model, not a curated record.